CCUAGAGUGUCCUGUCGAUUCUCGAUCAUAGUAGUCCGUCCGUCCAUCGAAGAAGCUCCAGAGACUCCAGAAACGACGAUGGUGCAAGAGGAAGCACACCCAUCUCCGGAAUCCGGCUGUGGGCCGGACAAGGACCACCACGGCCGAGGAUCUCUGGCAUCAUCCGCUUCGUCUCUGUCGUCGUCGUCGUCGUCGUCUCUGUCGUCGUCGUGGAAGUCCCGGAUCCUGUCGCCCUUUCGCUCCGGAAGCGGCAGCGCAAGCGCAAGCGGAAGCAGAAACAGAAACGCAAGCGAACCCGCAGACCCGACGCCGGCAACCGUGUCCUUUGUGGUCCUGUGCAACCCCCGGAGGAUCUGCCACGGGGCCAACCUGUACGGGAACCGCAGCGGGGGAGAGAAAGGCGGCGGCGAGCCGGAGGGACCCGGAGCCGCCUCCCCCCGGGUGCGCCACGGCCGGAGGAAGCUCUCGGACCUGGUGGGCGUCCGGCUGGCGAGGAACGAAGCCACGAAGCGCUUCGAGGUGGCACAAGAACCCCAGGAGGAACCCAAGGCGCCAGAAGAACCCGAAGCAGCGCCCGGAUCCCCCCUUGCGGAACCGGCGAGGCUCCUCCCGGGGGGCCUCCCGGCCUACCUGCUCCCGUCGGAGGGGGACGUCCUCGAAUCGAUCGACGGAAGGCCGGUCCACGGGAGGCGCUGCUGGGACGAGGAGGCCCUGUACCGGGCGAUCGUCGAAAAGGCCGAGUCCGCCCUCGCGGCUCAGGGGGACCCCCCGUUUGUGUCCGUCACGCUGACCUUUUGCCGCUCCGGAACGGCCCUCGAGGACUGCGGGGGGCCGGAACCGCCGCUGCAGCCGGACGAACGCGAAACCGAGAUCGAAACCGAGAACGAUGACGAUGACGAACCCGAGAUCGAAGCCGAAACGGAUGCGCCCGGGCCGGAAGCCUCCCGGCCGCUGCCUCUGGAUGCCUGUCCCGCGCCGAUCGUCCACCAGGUCUUUCUGGUCGACCAGACCGGCCGGAGCAUUUCCGCCGUCCUGGGGGAAAGGGAGGACCACCCCUUUCUGAGGCUCGACGUCUGCGAACCAAAGGCGGGCCGCAAGCCCAAGCGGACCACCGGCCCCUCCCGCCUCCGCAUCCGGUCCGUCCCGGAAAGCAGCUGGCUGUCGAAGCAGACCCGCGUGCGGCCCGGGGACCUCCUUCUGGAGGUCGACGGGGUUCCAUGCGGCAACGGGGAGAUUGCCCCGGACGAAACCUCCCUCCUCUGGGCGACGGCCCUCCUCAAGGCGGCGGAAGGGGGCUCCUGCCCGGGCAUCUCGGUGGCCUCCAAGGCCCCCACGAGGGUGGCCAGGAUCCGCAGGGCGGCCGUCACGGUCGGCGGGGGGGCCCUGGUGGGGACCGGGGCCGUUCUGAUGGCCACCCCGCUGCACCCGGUCGGCCACGCCAUGGCCCUCUCCGGCCUGGGCGUCCUGGGAACCGAGUUCGAGGCCCCCCGAAAGGCCGUGGCCGGCCUCCGCAGCAGCUUCUCCAAACGGCGGCCGUCGGCGGCGGUGGGGAAGAGCGGUGGUGGCGGGAACGACGGCGGCGGCGGCGGCGAAGACCACCCUUGCGCCGAAGCAACGGCGGCAAGCACUGCCACCGCAAGCAAGGACGAAAGCGAGCCGGCGGCAGCUCCGUCCGAAAACGCCUGACACCACCACCACCACCACGGUCCGGCGGUGGCUGCCAGCUGUGCUACGGAAAGGAUGGAUCGGUGUGUUCUGCGCGACAGCACAACCCCAGUGACAAACCACCAGCACCACGGCCCGACGCUAGCUACGAAUCGAUUUGUGUCAUGAUACAAGAUAUGGCAGUAGUGGGGUGUCAACUUUUUGAAUACGAAACAGCUACUGUAUUCGCGUGGUGGAUUUGGGAGGUGGUGCCUCGGAGGAACCCCAGACGCACCCAUCCAAUCAUCACCGGGCCAUCGCGCAUCGCGCAACCGCAUGCGGCAUGGGCCCGGUUUCCACCACCGCGUGGGUCGAUGCGGCAUGGGCCCGGUUUCCACCACCGCGUAGGUCUGCUGCCGUGCCUCGCGCUCCGUGCAAUCCAGCAACGGCAACGGCACUGCGAGGCAAGGCAAGGCAAGGCAAGGCCAUCCCGUACAGAAGUGGUGCCCGAAUGCAACACCAUUUGAUUCGAAAAAAAAAAAAAAAACAUUAUAGAACC
Molecule: messenger RNA, 2203 nt
Organism: Pseudo-nitzschia multistriata
Lineage: Eukaryota; Bacillariophyta; Bacillariophyceae; Bacillariales; Bacillariaceae
Source: the annotation of a GenBank genome assembly